Molecule: messenger RNA, 1023 nt
Organism: Zasmidium cellare ATCC 36951
Lineage: Eukaryota; Fungi; Ascomycota; Dothideomycetes; Mycosphaerellales; Mycosphaerellaceae
Exons: 2
Coding region: 1-1023 (340 amino acids)
Molecular function (GO): oxidoreductase activity, acting on the CH-OH group of donors, NAD or NADP as acceptor
Source: RefSeq, a predicted model, not a curated record
AUGGCCACUCAGAAACCCCUCAUCCUCGUCACGGGCGCCUCUGGCUUCAUAGGCAGCCACACCGUCAACAACUUCCUCCGCCACGGCUACCGCGUCUGCCUCGCCGGCCGCAACGAGUCGACCUGCAAGCGCCUCCUCAAAACCCACGCCGCGCACUCGACCCAACUCGAAACGACCGUCGUCCCCGACAUUACCGUCCCAGGCGCCUUUGACACGGCCGUCAAAGGCGUCUCCGGAGUCAUCCACAUGGCCUCCCCUUUCACCUACGCGAUCCAAGACAAUGAGCGCGACCUCAUCAUCCCAGCCGUGAAGGGCGCAGAGGGGAUUUUGCAGAGCACGUACCGAUUUGCGCCGGAUGUGAAGAGGGUCGUGUUGCCGUCGUCAUUUGCGGCGUUGAAUGAUUUCGGGAAGGGCUUGAGGCCGGGCCAUGUCUACGACGAGACGCAGUGGAAUCCAAUUACAUACCAGGAGACGAAGGAGGAUACAAAGGGGCUGGCGUAUGCUGGAAGUAAAACCCUCGCCGAACGCGCCGCUUGGGAGUUCCUCUCCUCGAAUCCGGAUGUCAACUUCUCCCUUUCCACUAUCAAUCCUGUCAUGGUCUACGGCUCUCCUCUUCCAGGCUCCCUCACCCUGGACCACCUAGGGCAAUCGGCAGGCGAGAUCUACGCCCUCAUGAACGGCACCCUCGACGACGUCCCGCCAACCCGCAUGCCCGUCUUCGUGGACGUGCGGGACGUCGCUGACGCUCAUCGUCUGGCGUUUGAGACUACCCAGCCUGGCCGCUUCGCCAUGUGUGGCGGGGACUUCACCAGGGAGGAGAUAUGUCGGCUGUUUAGAGACGCUGGGCUUGGGCUUGAGGGCCGGGUGCCGAAGAAUGGAGUCGAUCGUGAUACGAGGGUGGAGCAUUAUAGGGUGGAUACGACGAGGGCGAAGGAGAUCUUGGGGAUCAAGUUCAAGGGGUUCGAGGAGACGUUCUUGGAUAUGGCGAACGAGUUUCUUGCUAUGGAGGAAAGUACCAAGUAG